UUUCCAAGUGUGGCUUUCUUUUCAGAGCUCUUCCGCCUUAUACGCUCUUUGCAUCAUUGCACAUUUGUUUCGAUGAGCUGAAUUUCUGGGAGGAUAAAGAGGUUCUUACCCUGAACAACUGCAUUAAAGACGAAACGCCAAACUUUGAAUUAAGACAACCAGCCUAUAGAAUGAAGACGGUCAUCUUGUUUGGUCUGGUGCUGGGAGCGCUCUCUGCUGCAGGAAAAGUUUUCUUUGCAGAAGUUAAGACGAAGGUUACCUUAGAGUGUGGUAUCAUAAUCCCCAAACAUCCCAAAAGACUGGAGUGGUUUAAGGGGAAUGAACUGAUAUGGAGACAGGUUAAAAUGCCUACUAAAGGAAAAAAUGAUCUUGCAAACAGGUCAAAGUUAAAAAAUGGAGACCUGGAUAUCAACUCUGUAGAGGAAAUCGAUGCUGGACAGUUCCGUUGUGAAGUGGAUGGCCAACGUUCUCAACACUCUCUGAUUGUAGUGUCAGUUUCGGUCGAUCCCUCUGGCACUCUCCUGUUUGGCACAAGAGCUACCUUGGAGUGUCUGGUUAAGGAGGACCCUGGGACCACUGCUAGUGUCCAAUGGCGUAAACCCGAUGGUUUGGUCCACCCCAAUGGAAAAGUUGUUCUAAAAUCUGUUGCUUUAUCAGAUAAAGGGACCUGGCAGUGCAAAGUGUCUUUAAAUGGGAAGACUUUUGAGAAAAAUGUAACCAUUAACGUUAACGUACCUAGACCUACAACUCCUGCAGCAAAUGGAAAUCAAAAUUCCCCAGAUUCAAAGAAUGGGGGGGAUUCAAGUUGCGUGGGCUGUGAUGAGCCUGGAGACCAGCCUCAUCUGCUGGGCCUCAUAUGGUGGGUUUGGGUCGCAAUUGGAGCUGGAAGCCUUGUUGUUAUCAUCCUGAUCAUCGUGGUGGUCGUCAUGUACAAGAGGAACAAGAGAAGAAAGAGAAAAUUUCUAAGGAUGAAGAAGGCCCAACUCUCACAGAAUCCCAAGGAGUACUGCCAGUGUGUUCGCCAAACAGCUGCACCAAAGCCGCAGCAAGGACGCCGGAGAGAGAAGCCGUCAGCUCUGUCGCUUCAACCUCUGCUUAAGGACUGACAUGAAAGAGGGAGGAAGGAGAGAUAGAGAGAAGGAGGGAGGGGAGAUGGAGAUAAAGAGAGGAGAACAGAGAGUGAAUGUGCUUUGAAUGUGAAUGAGCAUCUAAAUGAAAAAUAUAAUCAAAUGUAACGCUGUCAGCACUUUGAGCUUUUUCAGCAAAUACUGUAUAGGCAAUGAUCUUUCUAAACAUCCUGUGCUGUCUUCAUGUUUUUUUUUUUUUAAAACCUCCAUCUUUAUCCCUCUUUACCCAGCCCUGACGCAGUCUUGCUUGUUUCUGUUUCUAAAACCUGAAGCAUCGAAGUUCAAACAUCAGAGUUUAAGAAGCUCCAACUCCUCCAUGCUCAUCCGCUUCGUUUUUUUCAUUUGCAAUGUGUGUUAGUCUAGUAUGUAAAAGUGAUAUCCCCUUCUGUUUUUGCUGUAAAUAA
This is a messenger RNA of Cyprinodon variegatus (sheepshead minnow), 1531 nucleotides long. RefSeq lists its product as uncharacterized. Gene Ontology annotation, molecular function: protein tyrosine kinase binding; MHC class II protein binding. Gene Ontology annotation, biological process: interleukin-15-mediated signaling pathway; positive regulation of ERK1 and ERK2 cascade; T cell activation. Gene Ontology annotation, cellular component: membrane raft; external side of plasma membrane. Bases 171 to 1106 code for a protein of 311 amino acids. The record is from RefSeq and is a predicted model, not a curated record. The transcript is spliced from 9 exons. Lineage: Eukaryota; Metazoa; Chordata; Actinopteri; Cyprinodontiformes; Cyprinodontidae.